AUGGCGGUUGGGAAGAAUAAGCGUAUCUCCAAGGGCAAGAAGGGAGGCAAGAAGAAGACCGUGGAUCCUUUCAGCAAAAAGGAUUGGUAUGAUAUCAAGGCUCCGUCGGUCUUCAGCGUGCGCAACAUCGGGAAGACCCUGGUCUCCAGGACACAGGGCACCAAGAUUGCCUCUGAGGGUUUAAAGCACAGAGUAUUUGAGGUCUCCUUGGCUGAUCUUCAGAGUGAUGAAGACCAGGCGUACAGGAAGAUCAGACUUCGUGCAGAGGAUGUACAAGGGAGAAAUGUUCUCACAAACUUCUGGGGUAUGAGCUUCACCACGGACAAGCUCCGUUCACUGGUCAAGAAGUGGCAGACACUUAUCGAGGCUCAUGUUGAUGUCAAGACCACUGAUAACUACAUGCUGCGGCUGUUCUGCAUUGGGUUCACCAAGAGGCGGCCCAAUCAAGUGAAGCGCACUUGCUAUGCUCAAGCAAGCCAAAUCAGACAGAUUCGUCGGAAGAUGACUGAAAUCAUGAGCAACCAAGCUUCAACUUGUGAUUUGAAAGAGCUUGUGUCCAAGUUCAUCCCUGAGGUCAUUGGAAAGGAAAUCGAGAAAGCCACCUCUAGCAUAUUCCCCUUGCAAAAUGUCUUCAUCCGCAAGGUGAAGAUCCUGAAAGCACCAAAGUUCGACAUUGGAAAGCUCAUGGAGGUCCAUGGUGACUAUGCCAAGGAGGAUGUUGGUGUCAAGAUGGACAGGCCUGCUGAAGGCGACGAGGCCAUGGGAGGACAGGAGAAACUCUCUGCCGGGAGCCGCAAUGGGCAGAUCGGAGAGGGGGUAUCGCCCUCGUCCUCGUCGUCCAAGCGGCGGCGGCGGAACGAGGAUUACGCCACGACGAGGCGUAAGCACCUGUAUUUCAUUCUGGACGCAACGAGACGUAAGCACCUGUAUUUCAUUCUGGACGAUUGGAGGGACGGGUACAGCAUCCACAAGCUCGACGCCGACGACAUGGAUCCUUCAGGGCAUCUGUCUGAACCUUCCCUCCGGUUAGCGGCACCGGUGCCUGGUUUAAUGGCCUUCACCUCCCUGGGCACCACCAUCUUUGUCGACACCAAUCGUUGGCGCCGUGGCAGACAUGCUUCCCCGACCCUCGUCUACAACACGGAGAACGCUAGCCUCACCCUCGGCCCACGCGUUCCAGACGAUGUGUAUAGCUUGGGAUCAGCCAUGGCUGCCGGUGACAAGCUGUACGCGGUGACAACUGAUGCAGAGUCUCCCUCCUUGCAGAUGUCUAGUAGCUCCAACGGCCAUUAUCCUGCUAAUGGUGCUAAGGUUCUUCAUAGAAAAGAAAAGAAUAAAGAGAAAGUACAGCACGACAAAAAUGCAGCCUCUUCGGCCUGCCAGAAGGACAGGCAUUAUAUUGAGAAAUUAGAAACAGAAUUGAUGAACUGCUAUCAGGAAAUUGACUAUUUGCAGGAUCAGUUAAAUAUACGGAAUGUUGAAGCAAACAUCAUGGGGGAGCAUAUUCACAGUCUUGAACUGAAGCUGACUGAACUUGAAAAGUUCCCAGAAAGAGUGAGAGUGAUGGACAAUGAGCUUAUACGAUCUGAUUCUCAGUGCUGGCUUCUGAUGGAAGAAGUCAGAUGUAAAGAAGAGGAGUUGCAGAAGGCAGCCGCACAGAUAGAGAAGCUUGAAAGUACAGCUUUAGAUUCACAAUGUGAAAUCGAGAGCUUGAAACUUGAUUUGACUAAUCUUGAGCAGAGGCUACUUGACGCCGAAAGCUUUACCCAACAUGCUGCUGAGCACAGAGCUCAAAUUGACAAAUUACUGGGAGAACAUGAGCUCCAGCUACACGAGGCACAGAGAACUAUUGAUCAACUUGUACUGGAGAAUAAGCAACUGAAAGAGCUGUUGCCUAUGGCAAAACGAAAUGAAGAAUCUGAACUUCUAAUUGAGCAGCUCAAGGAAGAGCUUCGAGAACAAAAGUUAAAGGCAAAAGAGGAUGCAGAAGAUCUCACCCAACAAAUGGCUGAACUAAGGUACCAGAUAACAGGCAUGCUUGAGGAAGAAUACAAGCGUCGAUCUUGCAUUGAGCAGGCAGCUAUUCAACAUAUUCAGGAGCUGGAGACUCAGGAAUCACAUGAACUAGCUCACACACAAGCUAUGGAGAUUAAGAAGUUGAAGGCUGCUUUAGAGAGAUUUAACUCCAUGACGAACCUGGGCACAGUUUGCAAAUCUUGCUCUUGCGGGUUCUCUGCAAUGUUGAUAGAGUUGUCUAAUUGCUCCAUCGAAGGACCGUCAGGCGGCGCCAGAUCUCCCAGUUCCAUCCACAUUGAUGAGAAGUCACAGAACCGAGCUCUAAUAGAGUGGCGUCCUGGUGAAGCUUCUGAUGGUGACGGCGGAUAUACACAUACAUACACGGUGGAUGGCGAUGGAUCCUGUGUCCGUUCUCGGCUGCCCGGGCGCCCGAAGUGCGAGCAGAGCCUGAAGCCCGUCGUGAACGACACCUCCGACCCGGAGGACGUCCUCAAGGCCGCGCUCAACGUGGCGUUGGACGAGGUCGCCGCCGCCUUCCAGCGGUCCGCGCACAUCGGCAAGGGCGCCACGGACAACCUCACCAGGAAUGCCAUGGACGUGUGCAAGAAGCUCCUCGACGACUCCACCGAGGACCUCAGGGCCAUGGCGAGGCUCAAGCCCGAGGACGUGGUCUCCGGCGUCAUGACCUACGUCUACACCUGCGCCGCCGGAGGAAGCCAAACUCUGAACGCCACCCUGGCGGGUGCGGGGCACGGCCGCCGGCUUCUUGGCUGGCAGAUGGGCGAGGCCGAGGAGGUGACCAGCGGCGGCCGCGGGCUUCUGUCUGUCGAUGACAAGCUGGGCGAGAUCGCGGACGUGGGCCACGGUGCAAACGGCCGGCGCCUGCUUAGCACCUUGUGGUCUCAGAUAACCAGCGCCCAGGGAGAGGACGUCCUCGCCCGCCAGAAAAAGCUGGGCGUGUCGCCCGACGAUGAGACCGAUCACGCUGCCCGGUGCAACCUUCUGUCGACCGAGCUCGAGAGCAUCGCCAGCACGUCCGCCGAGGCGAACCGCCAGCUUCUCGCGGCGGAGGAGCUCCCCGACGAGCUAGCCGGCAAGCGCGAGCUGCUGUCCCGGACGCUCAUGGGGAUCGACGAGGCGGCCACCGAGGCCAAGCGCCAGCUUGAUGAGGCAACGAUGGAGGACACCAUGUCCGGCGGCCAUCCUGAGCACAGGGUACUGACCACGGGCCUCAUCGGCACGUUCGACGAGAUCCAAGACGAGCGCAGCCAGGUGCCGCCCGGCGACUUCCCCAAGUGGAUGCCGGCCACCCAGCGGAGGCUCCUGCAGCUGCCCAGCCUGCAGAAGCCCAACAAAGUGGUGGCCCCGGACGGGAGCGGCGACUUCAAUACCAUCACCGAGGCCAUUGCCGCCGUGCCCAAGACCUUCGAAGGCCGGCGUGUACAAGGAGUACGUCACCGUGCCCAAGGACAUGGCCACACAGCCUCGGCGACGGAGCACGGGAGCGGCGUCGGCGUGUGGCGGUGUGUGGCCACCCGCCUGCUUGAUGCCAUCACACCGGCCAUCGAGCGCUGA
Miscanthus lutarioriparius is the source of this 3591-nucleotide messenger RNA. Lineage: Eukaryota; Viridiplantae; Streptophyta; Magnoliopsida; Poales; Poaceae. The record is from the annotation of a GenBank genome assembly.